Molecule: messenger RNA, 648 nt
Organism: Lolium rigidum
Lineage: Eukaryota; Viridiplantae; Streptophyta; Magnoliopsida; Poales; Poaceae
Exons: 2
Coding region: 135-518 (127 amino acids)
Source: RefSeq, a predicted model, not a curated record
CUCCCUUGUCAACGCUCUGCAGUCGCGUAAUCGACGCGGAGGCGGACGCCAGCGUGAGGAAGACGAGUUGGGCUCCCCGCCCACGACCACCCCGAUUGCGGCUGAGGCGGGCGAGGAUCUGGCUCCGGAGGAGGAUGACGGACUCUGGUGUACACCUUCGUCCUUUGCCUCCGAGCGUUCCCACCGUUCAAGGGGGAAGUCAUGGAGCUCGAGGCUGCCAAUCCACCACCGCGCCCGUCCAGGCGGAUGACCUCCUCGAUGGAAACUGGAUCCUCCUGAGGACGACGAGCUCGCCGUGGAUAGCCGCACAGGAGGUUGGAGAGAAGCUCGCCCGUGGAGGAGGAUGUCGACAAGGACGACGGGGAGCGGCGGUGCGCAGAAGAGCAGCAAUGACGAGUUUCAAGGUUUGGAUCCGGCGCUACGGCCAGGCAUACGCUGUGCUCUUCUUCGUCCAUGGUCAGCUGAGGAGAGAAAGAGUGAAGGAGUGGGGAGUCAAGACGAUGGGCAUGAUAGGAUAAGGAGAAAGGAGGGCAGCUUCACGGGAGGCAGGCAAGCUGUGAUGUGCACACUUUGGGUCCUUUAGGGAGAAGAAGGUGUACAUGACAAGGCUGUUUUUGCAAUAGUGCAGCUAGCACGAAUAUCGAGGGA